Molecule: messenger RNA, 4154 nt
Organism: Oncorhynchus kisutch (coho salmon)
Lineage: Eukaryota; Metazoa; Chordata; Actinopteri; Salmoniformes; Salmonidae
Product: calcium-binding mitochondrial carrier protein Aralar2
Exons: 18
Coding region: 49-2124 (691 amino acids)
Biological process (GO): aspartate transmembrane transport; L-glutamate transmembrane transport; malate-aspartate shuttle
Molecular function (GO): L-glutamate transmembrane transporter activity; calcium ion binding; L-aspartate transmembrane transporter activity
Source: RefSeq, a predicted model, not a curated record
CCGACAGCCGCGCGUGAUUUCCAUGGGAACGUCGUCAAGCAAAAGAAAAUGACCGGGUUUGCUUGGUCAGAGUGGGCUUGGUUGGUUGACAGUAAUCUUGCUAUGGCUGCAAAGGGACAAAGGAGGGCUGACCCUACUGAGCUGAAAGCUAUUUUUUUAAAGUAUGCCAGCAUCCAGAAAAAUGAUGAGCACUACAUGUCUCCGGAGGACUUUGUGACCCGGUUCCUCCACGCACACACUGACAUCAGGCUGUCUGAUGAGGCCACCUCACUGCUGGCUGGGGUAGUGGACCAGAAGAAAGAUGGGUUGAUCUCCUUCCAGGAGUUUGUGGCUUUUGAGUCGGUCCUGUGUGCUCCAGAUGCUCUCUACAUGGUCGCCUUCCUGCUGUUUGACAAGACUGGCAAAGGAGCAGCCACCUACGAGGACGUGAAGCAGGUCUUCAGCCAAACCACAAACCAUCAGCACAUCCCCUUUAACUGGGACUCUGAGUUCAUGCGGCUGCACUUCGGCAUGGAGAGGACCAAGCACCUCAGCUAUGGAGAGUUCACCCAGUUCCUCCUGGAGAUGCAGCUGGAGCAUGCGCGGCAGGCCUUUGUUCAGAGGGACAAGGCUCACAGCGGCUCCAUCUCCGCCCUGGACUUCAGGGACAUCAUGGUCACCAUCCGGCCCCACAUGCUCACACCCUUUGUGGAGGAGAGCCUGGUGGCGGCGGCCGGGGGCAAUACAUCUCACCAGGUCAGUUUUUCCUACUUUAAUGGCUUCAACUCUCUCCUGAACAACAUGGAUGUCAUUAGGAAGAUCUACACCACACUGGCUGGGAGCAGUAGAGUCCUGGAAGUCACUAAAGAGGAGUUCAUCAUUGCGGCACAGAGGUUUGGUCAGGUGACUCCGAUGGAGGUGGACAUCCUGUUCCAACUGGCUGACCUCUCUGAAUCCCGGGGCCGUGUUGGUCUGGUGGACAUUGACAGGAUUGCUCCACUAGAGGAAGGGGCCCUUCCAUACAACCUGGUGGAGGUCCAGAGACAGCUGUCUGGUGGGGACCCGUCCCGCUCUGUUCUCAUCCAGGUAGCAGAGUCCGCUUACAGGUUUGGCCUGGGUUCCAUUGCUGGUGCUGUGGGAGCCACAGCAGUGUACCCCAUAGACCUAGUGAAGACCAGGAUGCAGAACCAGAGGACCACAGGUUCCCUGGUGGAAGAGCUCAUGUACAAGAACAGCUUGGACUGCUUCAAGAAGGUGCUGCGUUACGAAGGCUUCUUCGGCCUCUAUAGAGGUCUGGUACCACAGCUACUGGGCGUGGCCCCGGAGAAAGCCAUAAAGCUGACAGUCAAUGACUUUAUCAGAGGGAAGACCAGACAGAAGGAUGGAUCAAUCCCUGUACCUGCUGAGAUCCUGGCUGGUGCAUGUGCGGGUGGAUCUCAGGUGAUCUUUACCAACCCUCUGGAGAUCGUGAAGAUCCGCCUGCAGGUGGCUGGAGAGAUCACCACCGGCCCCCGCGUCAGCGCCAUAUCUGUCAUCAAGGACUUGGGCUUCUUUGGCCUCUAUAAGGGAGCCAAAGCCUGUUUCCUGCGAGACAUCCCCUUCUCAGCCAUCUACUUCCCCUGCUAUGCUCACGUCAAGACCUACAUGAGUGAUGAGGAUGGGAGGAUCGGACCGGGCAAGCUGCUGUUUUCAGGGGCCAUAGCAGGUAUGCCCGCGGCCUCCCUGGUGACCCCAGCCGAUGUUAUCAAGACCAGGCUACAAGUGGCGGCCCGUGCUGGCCAGACCACGUAUAGUGGCCUCGUUGACUGUUUCUGGAAGAUUCUGAAGGAGGAGGGACCACGGGCCUUCUGGAAAGGAGCAGGAGCCCGAGUGUUCCGGUCCUCACCUCAGUUUGGGGUCACCCUGGUGACCUAUGAACUCCUGCAGAGGUGGUUCUACGUGGACUUCGGUGGACAAAAACCAUCUGGCUCGGAGCCGACUCCCAAGUCUCGGAUCAGCAUGCCGGCGCCCAGUCCCGACCACAUCGGAGGCUUCAGGUUGGCCAUGGCUACGUUCGCUGGCAUCGAAAGCAAAUUUGGACUCCACCUCCCAAGAUACAACAUACAUGUAAUCCCCCCCGUCCAAGGAGGACGCCCCUUAAAUUGAACUUCCUCUGCCCACAUGUAGGGGGCAGAAUAGAGCACACACGCAAUCGUUACGCCCUCUCCCUCCCAACCCCGCCCCGUUGAGCACUUGGAAUUUUCCACCCGAAAGAGAGGCACAUUCUGACUAGUAUGAUGUGCCUCUUUAGGCUUUAAAGGAAAAUAUGUAUCGAUGUUUUAGUUGAUAUGAGACAAAAAAAAAAAUAUGAAUAAAUUCUUGAAACAACCUUUAUACGUCAUGCUCUAAAAUCACAUCAGGUUGGUUUAGCUUCUGUUUUAGUCUCAUAUACCCGUAAAGAUGACUUUUUGAGUCCGUCUUAUUGUGGAGAUCAAGGGCUCUAUUCAAUCUGUGUCGCUGAAGCUAGAAAUGUAAAAAUAAUUUCCUAUUGAGCCGACGUCUGCAGCAUUUACCGUGAAUGCUGUCUCCGCUGACGCGGAAGCGUUGCCAUUAAGUUGAAAUCACGCUGUAAUGCUGAAUUUCCGUGAUACUGAUUAGAUAUAGCCCUAAGUGAAAGCUACAGUACUGACAUUGUCUGUCUGGAGUAGUGUCGUUCUGGUUGGUCUUUUAACAGAGUUGUAGAGGGUCUGGCCAGGACUUGAAUUAGACUUGGACUGCUUCCUCUUAUUACAUCAUCACUAAAGCCGGGACUCAUUCAAAGAUGCAUUGUCAACAAGCACAUUGCACUUGAUUUUUUAAGGUCAUUUAUGCUUGAGCCGACAUGCAUAGCCUUUACCAUGAAUGUCAAUGUCCGGGUUGACAGUGCAAUGUGCUUGUCGACAAAAAAGCCUUUGUUUGAAUCCCGGCCUAACCAUAUAAUGGUGAUUUUACUGUCUUUCACCAGAGAGUUUGUCUGAUUAGAGCUUAUUCUGUUGAGGUUAUAUCCGUCAAAUGGACAUGUUUUUAUUUCCAUGUUAAAUGUGAUGUUAUCGAUGGGGAAUGUAACACAAGCACAUCCAAACAAUGAUUCUACUGUACAUAUGAGAACGAACAGAGAGACAUAUUUUCAUAUUGAUACGGUUUGCAAGUUGCUUUUUUGAUACUGUGAAGCAAAAACAGGAAUAAUCUUGAUCAUGAAAAAUAUUGACCAAACACUUGAAUGUAAUACAUACUGUUCAGUGUUACCACCAUUUGCACCCAGUAUUACUACUACUACGGUACUGUACUGCCUGUUAUCCUAAGUUGAGUUGUCUGUCAGCUCAAACUGUGUUAUGUGUUGAAUUAAUGUCUAUUUAAAGAGUCAGGGCACAGCAGAGCAGAGGGAGAGAGCAGAAAGAUGAUGUCACUGACUAGCUAUACUACGCUACACUACAUUACUCUAGUACACUACACUACAUUACUCUAUAGUACACCACACUACACUAGACUAGCUGCUCGUUGUCAUGCAAGACGCCCGUAUUUAAACAUGUACAGGAGAGGAGGAAUAUAUGGUGUGUAAUAAUUGUGCCUUACUGUAUGUAUGGCAGCAAUAUUGAAAUACACUGAGUGUACUAAACAUUAGGAACAGCGUCCUAAUAUUGAGUUGCACCCCCUUUUGCCCCCAGAACAGACUCAAUUCGUCAGGCCAGGGACUACAAGGUGUGGAAAGCAUUCCACAGUGAUGCUGGCCAAUGUUGCCUCCAAUGCUUCCCACAGUUGUGUCAAGUUGGCUGGAUGUCCUUUGGUGGUGGACCAUUCUUGAUACAGACAGGAAACUAUUGAGUGUGAAAAACCCAGUAGUAAUGCAGUUCUUGACACACUCAAACCGGUGCGCCUGGCAUCUACUACCAUACCCCGUUCAAAGGCAUUUAAAUCUGUUGUCUUGCCCAUUGAAUGGCACACAUACAUAAUUCAUGUCUUAAUUGUCUCAAGGCUUAAAAAUCAUUAUUGAACCUGUCUCCUCCCCUUCAUCUACACCGACUGAAGUGGAUUUAACAGGUGACAUCAAUAAGGGAUCAUUCAGUAACAUUCAUUUGGAUUCACCUGGUCAGUCUGUCAAUGUUUUGUACACUCAGUGUAUAUGUACUAAUAAAAUGAAAGAGAAACGUCUAACGUUA